Molecule: messenger RNA, 855 nt
Organism: Didymella exigua CBS 183.55
Lineage: Eukaryota; Fungi; Ascomycota; Dothideomycetes; Pleosporales; Didymellaceae
Exons: 1
Source: RefSeq, a predicted model, not a curated record
CUCUCAGCGGUGGUAUCCCGAUCCGGAGACUAUUCGCCACCUCCACGCUCUACACUCCUUACUGCCCCACAUCUCACCUGAACGCAUAAUCAACGCCCUUAGCGGCCUCCAGGUCGAUAUAAUAGACGGUAGAACCAGCUAAGUGUUCUGUCGCGCUGUUCUGAAGAAAUUACUGGUUUUAUUCCUCGGUCGUGAGGUAGUAAGCAAAUUCAUCCGCACCUUCCAACGCUCAGAUAACGUCGCCUGGCGCGGUCCACCGACAGAGCAGAAGCUCGUCCUCCCACCAAGAGCCACCGGUACUACCGCUUUCAAAGUCCUGGUAUCUUGGAUGGUGUGAGCGUGCAAGUUCGGCACAAUGUGUUCCAUGAAACCGCUCCGGAUACCCAACAAUCUCUUCGUCACUUGCUCGCUCGCUCGGACCCUGGAGCUGUUCAAGUUGCAUAGGGAUUCUCAUCGUCUGGACAUCGCAAUCACACAGCAGUUCUCGUCCGGACGCCCGAUCUUCGCGAUCGAGAUCGAGACCAUGUGGACAUGCCUGGGCAAGAACGAUAGGUAUGUGUACGCAUGCGUCAGAGCGCUCAGCAGGCGAGUGGGGGAUUCGAAAGUCGCGGAAGAUGUUCAGAGUCUAGCUGAGAGACCUCCGGAAUUGUAUGCGAGGCUCCGCGAUCCUGGGCUGAACGAGUUGUAUACGCCGCAGUUCGGCAGGGAGUGGUUUGGGAAGUUGCAAUAUCGGAGCAGUCAGAGCCUCAGGGAUGAGCGAUCGGGAUGUAAAGUUGCCAACACUGCAGCUCUAGCUGCGUCGCAUCUCAUUCUGCAUCCUAGGAAUUUUCAGAGGCCGGAUGUGCACGUGCAGAG